UGCCAUCACCACUCUGACCUGACAGAGGAAGAACACCGGAAGGUUCCAGAAUACAUUUUCCAGGAUGUUUGUGAAUUUCCGGCGGAUCCGCAAGUGCCAGUGCGUGCAGUUGAUGACCACGUGUCUGGUGCUGUCGGUGGUGAUGGUAUGCUGGGAGCAGCUGGACAGUGGUGUGGUGAGCCACAUCAACUCCUACUCUUACCGCUACCUGGUCAACAGCUACACUUUCAUCAACAAGAGCUUCACCAUCCCACGACAGGAGGCCCACAUGUUCAGUAACCACCGCUACCUACUCAACCACCCGUACAAGUGCUCAGGAGAGAAGGACAUUUUACUGCUUCUGCUCAUCAAGUCCUCCCCGGAGAACUUCGAGAGACGGCGAGCCAUACGGUCGACGUGGGGCAACGAGACCUACAUUCGCCAAGACCUGGGGGUGACGGUGAAGGUGAUGUUUGUGCUGGGCCUUCCCAAGCAGCAUGAGACUGCCCAGACGUGGAGGAGGAGGAGCGGAGGCAUCCAGGACAACCUUGUCGAUGAGGACCGCAGGCAUGGCGACUUGGUCCAGCAGGACUUUGUGGACACGUUCCACAACCUCACCCUCAAGCUUCUGCUACAGUUCCGCUGGGCUCAUUUCUACUGCCCGCAUGCCCGCUUCCUCAUGACGGCUGACAACGACAUCUUCGUGCACAUGCCCAACCUGGUGCUCUACCUGCAGGACAUGGACAGGAAGGGCGUGACGGACUUCUGGAUCGGUCACGUGCACAGAGGCGCGCCACCGAUCCGCCAGAAGGAAAGCAAGUACUACGUCCCGCAAGAGAUGUACCCUUGGGCGUCAUACCCGGACUACACGGCAGGGGCCGGUUACGUCGUCUCAAGAGACGUGGCGGACAAAAUCUACGAGGCAUCAUUGACGCUCAAUGCCUCGCUGUACAUUGACGAUGUCUUCAUGGGCAUCUGUGCCAAUGCCAUGGGCGUGUCGCCACAGGAACAUGUGUACUUCUCAGGCGAAGGCAAGGCGCCCUACCACUUGUGCAUCUACGACAAGAUGAUGACAUCGCACGGCCAUGUGGCCGACAUUUAUGAACUAUGGAAAGCCGCCACAAACCCGGAGGUCAAAAGGGUCACAUCGGGACUUUUUGGGAGGUUGUACUGCACGGCAGUGAAACUCACCCUUCUGUGCAGACCCUACUUCAACACCUACCCCUGCAAGGCAGCCUUGUUGUAG
Molecule: messenger RNA, 1225 nt
Organism: Salvelinus namaycush (lake trout)
Lineage: Eukaryota; Metazoa; Chordata; Actinopteri; Salmoniformes; Salmonidae
Product: lactosylceramide 1,3-N-acetyl-beta-D-glucosaminyltransferase A-like
Exons: 1
Coding region: 65-1225 (386 amino acids)
Biological process (GO): brain development
Cellular component (GO): membrane
Source: RefSeq, a predicted model, not a curated record